GUUCCUCGUUCCUUCCCCACGACCCCACCCCUAAACCCUCGCUUCUCCCCCGCCUUGCUCACCAAGAUGCUCCGCCGCGCCGCCCCCACCGCGGCCGCCCUCUGCCGCCGGGCGGUCUCCACCUCGGCAUCCCCCUCCCCAACCGCAGAGGCCACGGCGGCCGCCUCCUCCUCCGCCGUGAACUCCAUCCUCCUCCGCUCGCUCAAGGAGCACUACCUCGAGGUCUCCAAGAUGGCGCCGCCGCCCAAGACCAGCCCGCCCAAGCCCUUCACCAUCGUCAAGGGAGCCCUGGAUCAGCAAUCGGGCCCCGUGCUGCGCCGAGAGUACGGCGACGCGGGGGAGGAGAUCUCCAUCUCCGUCGCAAGGCUCGCCAACAUCCUGCCCGCCGGCGCCGACUCCGACUCCGACGCCGCCGGCGGGGACGGCGGUCUGAGCGCGUCCAUCAGCCAGCUCUUCCUCCACGUCGACAUCUCCAAGCCCGGGACGGGCAAGUCGCUGCAGUUCCUCUGCGGGCUGUACCCGGACGCCGUCGGGAUCCACUCGGUCUGCCUCCGGUCAAAGAGCGCCGAGUCGUGGGAGGGGAAUAUGGCUUCGAAGGGUGGUGGGGAGUACCGGGGCCGCAUCUUCCAAGAAUUAGAUGAGAAGGUUCGGGAUGCACUCCAUCUUUACAUUGAAGCCCGUGGCAUAAAUGAGAAGCUCUUCCCUUUUCUACAAGCUUGGCUUUAUGUAAAGGAUCACCGCAACCUCAUACGUUGGUUCAAGAGUGUGGCCACAUUCAUCAGUGAGCCAAAGCCAUAAUGUGAAGAACCCCAUGUUGAAGAUCAUCUGAAAUGCGGUUGCAGAACAGUUUUAGCCAGGAUGGAGAAUAGUGCUAGGAUAAGGGAAUCAAGUGCAAAGUAUCGCCAGCGAGGAGUUUUUGCUUCUCUUCAGUUUUUGUGCCCUGGGGGAUUAGGGGUUGAUAAUGCCACUGGUGUGCUUAAUGUGUUUGGGGGCAGUGGUUGCAUGAGUUGUCAUUAUUCCUUUGCUUUGCUGCCUGACCUUGCUAGGUUGUCAGACUCUCAAUCAUUCAGACUCCACACAUGUCCACUGCAACAUGUCGUCCUGCAAAGACGCACGUGUAUACAUUUUUCUUCAUAAAUAUCGCCGUUGUAACUUCCAAAUGGCGGGGAGCAUAUGCGAUGGGUAUGUCUUAGUGCAUAUGCCGGUUUGCUUCGUU
Molecule: messenger RNA, 1216 nt
Organism: Setaria italica (foxtail millet)
Lineage: Eukaryota; Viridiplantae; Streptophyta; Magnoliopsida; Poales; Poaceae
Exons: 3
Coding region: 67-798 (243 amino acids)
Cellular component (GO): mitochondrial matrix
Source: RefSeq, a predicted model, not a curated record